Messenger RNA from Penicillium manginii, 2220 nucleotides. RefSeq lists its product as uncharacterized. The transcript is spliced from 4 exons. NCBI's taxonomy places the organism in Eukaryota, Fungi, Ascomycota, Eurotiomycetes, Eurotiales, Aspergillaceae. The coding region runs from base 1 to 2220 and encodes 739 amino acids. The record is from RefSeq and is a predicted model, not a curated record.
AUGGAUGAAGUCAAACCAGAUCGCCAGCUGAAAGGCAAGACCAACUUCAUUAGUUGGAAACGCGAGUUUGAGCGAGCAGCCAGAGCAAACGAUGUGCUCGAAUUUCUCACGGGCGAAGAAGUCGUUCCACCGAAGCCCAACAAGGACGAAUAUUUUUUGAAGGUCCUUGACGCUGAAACUCGUCGGUCUACUCGGAUAAAGAAAAGCUUAAGUCCGACGACCGACGACGAAAAUGAGACCGAUGAUGGCCAGGCAGUUGUCUUGACGACCAACAACACACUCCGAUGGCAAAUUGAUUACAAUGAUCACAAAGCUGCCAAAGAUAAGAUGAAACUUGCAACCAAGUUACUCGAUACAUGGAUUACCGACGGCAUUAAAAUCGAGGUUGAGGAUUGCGCGGACGCCAAGGAAGCCUAUGAUUUCAUCAAGAAGCGAUACGCGGUCACAAAUGAGCGCGCACGCGACAUUCUGCUGAAUAGAUUGAACGAUCUCAAGCUAGACAACUGCCUAUCUGUGACCGACUACACCAACCAAGUCCGCCAGAUCAAAGCUGAUCUCAAGACAGUCAAAUAUGAUAUGACUGAUGACAUGUUCGCCACCGCUCUUCUUCAUGGUCUUCCCCCUAGCUACCGCGGCUUCAAAGAGAAGUACGACUGGAUUAGGUCGAUGCGGCCUGAAGAUUCCCCUGAUCUGGACUAUCUUUUUGAACGCAUGCAUGUUGAAGAAAUGCACCAGCUUCAAAUCAAAGAAGAGAGGAAGACCAGGGACAAGGCCAAGAGAGAUGCAACCAGCAUCAACAGCACCAUGAACAUGGACAACACUCGUUACAGGCCGAGACGGGAAGACAGAAGUCACCUCAAGUGCACCCAUCCUAGCUGUGGCAAGACUGGCCAUACCGAGGAAAAUUGCUGGGUUAAGAACCCCGAGAAAAUUCCACGGUCUCUCAAAGAAAAGUUCACCAACCCAACCAACAGGGCCGUUGCCACCAAUGGUACGGGUCUUUCUCCUUCAACUUAUGCGAAACCAGCUGACACUUCGCCACAGAUGCAUAGACCUAUGUCUUGCAUCAAGUUGCGGAGAUCAGGGGGAGUUGAUAUGGGGGACUCAAUGUCUACAACGUUGGAUAUCUCUAAACCUGUAUGGGGGGCCUUCUUGGCAGGCGAUUUCUGCACAACAGACACAUGGCUAGCUGACACCGGAGCAAAUAUGCAUAUCGUUAAUGACAUGAAAUGGUUCAAGAAAAACACUUUCUGCCCAUCGAAUAUAAAAAUAAGCACCGCAGACGGUUCCACUACCCUUGACAUUGAAGGAACGGGAGUUGUCAACCUUGUCUUGAAAAGCCCUGAUGGUUCUCCAGUGAAUGCAUCACUCUCGGAAGUUGCCUAUGCUCCUCGGGGCAAAUGCAAUCUCUUUUCGGCAGGAAUGUUCACCCGAAAGGCCAACGUAACCGGCAUCUACAAUGACCGGUAUAUGACAUGGAUAACUGAUACCGGACAUACGAUCGGACACGCCAUCUUCGGCAACGGUCUCUAUCACCUUGACGCCGCGAAACCUCCCCAUGAUGAGACGCCAGGUCAUGUCGUCGCAGCCACAGUGGAUUUCGAUGAUCCUGUAUGGAAAUGGCACCGGAGGCUGGGACACCUAGGCUUCCAAAACAUGCUGAACCUGCUGGGCAGCUCAACUGGAAUGGAAAUCACGGAGAAGCAGAUCAAAGCCAAGCUCAAGGCCAGUAACUACGACAACAGUGGCUACCGCCAUGAUCAGAUUAGAACCUCCCCAGGCGAGGAAAUUACUGACCAAGAGCACCAUCUCUCAGAAGCGACGCAAGAGUCCCAAGAUGAAUCUGAAGACGCUGACGAUGAAGAUGAGACCGAUGGCAGAGACUUGGGUCCCGCAACCAUGUCCAAGUAUUUCAAUCAAUACAAGCACGCCGGCAUGGCUAAACGCAAGGCUCCCAAUGACCCUAUAGUAGCGCCACGGAAAAGUCGCCGGGCCACUCACGGACUACGCGACAUCGAAUUAGACCAUUCAGACUCAGAUUUAUCAGACUCGAAUGCCGAUUCCUGGUACUACUCGGAAGACGGAAAGAUCUCACAGGGUUACUGGCAUCAACAGCGCGACAGAGGAGAAGACAAGCUGAAAAAGAAGCCAAGCAUAGAAUCCUCGGAUUUACACCAGUUCCUCGAGAUCAGAAAUGCUACCGGUGCGCAAGAAAAAUAA